Molecule: messenger RNA, 918 nt
Organism: Laetiporus sulphureus 93-53
Lineage: Eukaryota; Fungi; Basidiomycota; Agaricomycetes; Polyporales; Laetiporaceae
Product: 6-phosphogluconate dehydrogenase C-terminal domain-like protein
Exons: 3
Coding region: 1-918 (305 amino acids)
Molecular function (GO): NADP binding; oxidoreductase activity, acting on the CH-OH group of donors, NAD or NADP as acceptor
Source: RefSeq, a predicted model, not a curated record
AUGUCGCCGCCGACGCUCGCCAUCGUCGCGGCAGGUGCCAUGGGCUCCGCCGUCGCCCGCCGCUUCACCUCCGCCGGCUGCACCGUCCUCACGAACCUCGACGGACGUUCCCCCGCAACGCGCGCUCGUGCGUCCGCCGCCGGGAUGCAGGACGUCCCCAUGCGCGAGCUCGCUGCGCGUGCCGAGUGGAUCCUGAGCAUCCUCCCGCCGAGCGAGGCUAUGGGGUUCGCGGAGAGCUAUCUCGACGCGCACGCGGACAUCGGAUACUCGCCUGACGGCCACGAUCUGAAUUUUGCGGAUUGCAAUGCGGUGAGCCCGGAGACGGUCAAGAAGAUUGCGGCGAUGUUCAAGAAGAGCCCGGUCGGGUUCGUGGACGCGGGGAUCAUUGGCGGGCCGCCGAAGGACGGAUAUGAUCCUGUAUUUUAUGCUUCUGCAGACGAUGCGGGCCCUUUGAACGCCUUUUCUGGCCUGCAGAAGUGGGGGCUUAAUGUGUCCUUGCUGAAAGGCGAGGGGGCAGGUGUCGGAGAUGCGAGCGCACUGAAGAUGUCGUAUGCAGGCAUAACCAAGGGCAUCACAGGUCUGUGUACAACGAUGAUCCUAGCCGCCCACUCCUCCUCUCCCGCCACCGCACAGGCCCUCCUCCGCGAACUAGGCGCCUCGCAACCAAUGAUACUCCAGCGCAUCACGCGCACUGUCCCAGAUAUGCUUCCGAAGGCAUAUCGCUGGGUCGGGGAAAUGGAAGAGAUUUCGUCAUUCGUAGGCGGAGGAGCGGGCCAGAUCCACCAGGGCAUGGCAAGAAUCUACGAGAGAGUGGAGCGAUCGUUGAAGGAGGAGGAGGAAGGUAAGGGUGGAAAUGACGUGAAGGCCUUGCGCGACUUCGUGGAGGAGGCAAAGAAGCUGCUUGAAGAGAAGAAGUAA